This is a messenger RNA of Malassezia japonica, 1140 nucleotides long. RefSeq lists its product as uncharacterized. The transcript has 3 exons. Lineage: Eukaryota; Fungi; Basidiomycota; Malasseziomycetes; Malasseziales; Malasseziaceae. The record is from RefSeq and is a predicted model, not a curated record. The coding region runs from base 1 to 1140 and encodes 379 amino acids.
AUGGAAGCAGCGCGGCGAUCGGCGCAGCAGCAGCUGUGCUUGGCAUACAAUGCACGGCUCGUGCCCAACUCGCCGUUGUUUCCGUGGCCAGAUGCACGGCGGCUGUUGGCUGCACAGGAAGGACUAGACGAGGCGCUGUUUGGAGACGUGCAAGGAGCAGAGGCCACCGAAGAGUACGACCGUGCGUUUCUCAAGCACCUCGUCGCGCGCACGGAGCGCGCGAUUAGCAACGCAUCCGAGGACGACGAGGCGUACCUCGGCGUCCCGCGGCAGGACUGGGCGGUGAACGAGGCGCUGCUGGAGCGAUACGUCGAACUCGUCUCGCUCCCACAGAAUGUAACCGUCUGCGGGCUGCCGGUGCCGAAAGCGAUCUAUAUGCGCCACUACUUUCCGGUGCCGAAUGCGCCCGCGCAUCCUGUCUUCGGUCCUUGCGAUGCGGUGACGCUGCGUGAAGAGGGCGUAGCCAUUUCUAUGGGCACGACCGGGCUCAAGACAUGGGAGGCGAGCUUCCGUCUCGGUGCGCAUAUCGUCCAGGAGCAGGAGCAGUGGUGCCGGGAUGGCGAGCGGAUCGUCGAGCUCGGAAGCGGUGCUGGAUUCCUCGGCAUGCUGUGUGCCCGCCUUCUCCAGCAGCACCACACGCAAGCAGAGCUGUACCUCACGGAUGUCGCAGGAAACGUCAUGGACCGCCUGCGCGAGACAGCGCAGAUCAAUGAUAUGCAUGCGAAUCCCCACGUGCAUCUCGAAGCACUCAACUGGCUCGACGUGGCCGAUGCGGCGUCGGAUGCAGCUGCGCUCUUGCGCGAAGCGAAUGCGACACGCGUCAUUGCAGCGGACGUCGUAUACGACCCAGCGCUGGUCGGACCCCUUACGGAUGCCUUGCGCGCAGCGCUGCUGGGAGAUGGCCAUCACACCGAUGCAAAGCCGUUUGCGCUCGUCUCGAGCACGGUCCGCAAUCCGACGACCUACCAGUCGUUUCUGGAUGCCCUCCACGAGCGGGGCAUGCAGUGGCACACGGUCGAUCCCGGCACGCCGGCCUGGCCGCAGCAGGACAGAGAGCCGCUGCCGCUCUUCCCGUCAGCACACGAUCCCGAGCUGGGCGGAAAGGUGUCCAUUGUCCAUAUCCAGCUCGUCGCUCAGUGA